AUUCAAAACUAGGCGGCACUGGAAGCGGCGGUGACCGGCGGUUCCGAGUCCCGUCACCACUGCCCCCGUCCCCUAAAACGCUACUUAAGUCGAUCCCCCCUCUCUCUUUCAAUCUCGCUCCCCGGCCGCCGAUUCCCUCUCCCGUCUCCCUCACGCUCUCUCCGAAGUCGAAGGCGACGACAAAAAAGAGGAGAGACGAGGAUGAAUCAGGGCUUGGGAACCAUGGUGGACGCGGGGGAAGGGUUCUGGAUCCGGACGGUAGCUUUCCCAGACGCGGUGGUGCGAUCAAGAUCAAGGCGUGAGCAGAGCUUGGUGUUCACCACCGACGACAAGGAGAACAUCCCCCCGUCACUGGUGGUGACAGCUCGACGCCGUGUCGGGAGAAGGAAGAGUCCUCUACCGAGUUGGUACCCUAGGACACCUCUCCGUGACGUUACGGUGGUCGUCAAUGCCUUGGAGAGGAGAAGGAUGCGUGCGACUGCAGCGAGGGUCAAGCGGAGGAACAGAAACCGUGAAAUGAAAGAGCCGGAUCAGACAUCACUCGGUGAAGCCCUCUCAUCCGAUGUUUCUGAUGCCUGGUAUGUUUCUCCAAUCGGACAUUCGCUCCAAAGCCCUUCCUCCGGCCUGGUUUCCGUCUCAACCGAUCCAUCGACAGAAGACAUGAGACCUACUGAAUUCGAGGAGAGGCUGCAAAGCACCAUUGCAGAGAUGGAAAGGCUCGUGCUGAGGAACCUGAAGAGGUCGCCGGAACCGCAUGCGAAGAUGAAGAAGCCCACACGCACUCUCCUGUCGAUGCGGUGAGUGAAACAUUUCGUUUCACCACGAUGCGAUGGGUAAAGCCAGCAACUCUGCUGCCCAUGGAGAUCCACAUGGUCUGGGACACUGCUGCUGGUUCAUCUCUUUGUUGAUCUCCUCGUGAGGAACGCUCUUCGAUCAUGCUUCCCGCUACAACUACGACAAACUUAUCUCGUUCUUGGCGUGGCGUCCGAUCCGGACGCCGGCCAUCGUGGAAUCAAUCUCGCAUAUGGGGUCAAAGGUCAUUUGAUUUAAUUUGUUCGGCUUGGAUCAUUACCAUCCAAAGCUCUUCUUAGUGUCUUC
Messenger RNA from Musa acuminata subsp. malaccensis (wild Malaysian banana), 1098 nucleotides. RefSeq names its product protein POLYCHOME-like. The record is from RefSeq and is a predicted model, not a curated record. Lineage: Eukaryota; Viridiplantae; Streptophyta; Magnoliopsida; Zingiberales; Musaceae. Gene Ontology annotation, cellular component: nucleus. Gene Ontology annotation, biological process: negative regulation of ubiquitin protein ligase activity; regulation of nuclear division.